UUGCUUGUUCCGACAUGGUUGCAACCCAAUCGACCGUCUCUUCGAGCACAUUGACUGAGUCAAGUUCAACCGAAUCGAAUCGGAACACCGAUGAUUUGUCAACCUCAUUAUCUCUGACUUCUACUGCCUCGUCAAGCACCGUGGCAAAUACAAGUCCAUCAUCCACGGAAUGGACCACAGGAAGUCUUUCAACCUCUUCGUCUUUGACUUCAACUGACUCGUCAAGUACCUUGACAAAUACAAGGCCAUCAUCCACGGAAUGGACCACAAGAAGUCUUUCAACCUCUCCAUCCUUGACUUCAACUGUCUCGUCGAGUACCGUGACAAAUACAAGUUCAUCUAAUUCAGAUCAGUCAUCAUCGUCUAAUUCUGAUCCGUCAUUAUUACCUUCUUCAGAUCCGUCAUCAUCACCUUCUUCAGAUCCUUCAUCACCUUCUUCAGAUUCAUCAUCAUCGCCUUUGUCAGAUUCCUCAUCAUCACCUUCGUCAGAUUCCUCAUCAUCGCCUUUGUCAGAUUCCUCAUCAUCACCUUCGUCAGAUUCGUCAUCAGCUUCUUCAGAUUCGUCAUCAUCACCUCCUUUGGACUCGUCAUCAUUACCUUCUUCAGAUUCCUUAUCAUUGCCUUCGUCAGAUUCGUCAUCAUCACGUGCUUCAGAUUCGUUAUCAUCGCCUUCUUCAGAUUCCUCAUCAUCGCCUUCUUCAGAUUCGUCAUCAUCACCUUCUUCAGAUUCGUCAUCAUCGCCUUCUUCAGAUUCGUCAUCAUCGCCUUCUUCAGAUUCGUCAUCAUCUCCUUCGUCAAAUUUAUCAUCACUGUCAUCUGAUUCAGAUUUAUCAUCUGUGCCAUCUUCAGAUUCAUGGUCUAAUUCAGGAUCACCGUCCUUUUCCACUUCUGGUGUGUCCACAACCCGUUCUUCAGAUUCAUCAUCUUCGCCUUCUUCAGAAUCGUCAUCCUCGUCUGGCUCAAAGUGGUCAUCCUCCUUUUCUUCGGAUUCACCGUCGUCCAAAUCAGGAAGUUUACCUUCUAUGAGGCAAUCUUCGGGUGAGUCAACUUAUUCUGACUCCUCAUACUCGUCGGGGUCCGGUCCAUCAUCACUUCUGUUAAGAAAAACGUCGGAUUCGUCAUCUUCAGGAUCGAUUUGGUCAAGUCCGUCUUCAUCAUCCACAUCAAGACAAACUUCAGAUUCGUCAUCUUCAGGAUCGACUUGGUCAAGUCCGUCUUCAUCAUCGACAUCGGACUCGCCAUCUAGGAUGUUGUCGAUGUCGUCAUCUCUCUUAUCCUCGGAGACGGACUCACAUGGUCACGUAUUUGAAUAUGUAUGUGCUUGGCCAUCGUAUAUCGUAGCAGUGGAACCCGUUGAACUUGCUGGAGCAGGAGGAGAGGACAGCCUCAUCGGACCACCAGACGCAUACCCAUGUUAUACCGCCGCCCCUUCAACUGCACCCUCAUUCUCAUAUAUCAUCUUCGACGUCGCAGAGCCGAUGUUCGUACGACGCAUCGUGGUCUACAUGCUACGAGGUGUCGAGGCACUCGAGUAUAUCAUGUUAUACGACCUCGAUACGAGCGGAUUCGAGUACGUGUGGGAGGUCUACAACCCAAUCGUUACGGACUGCGAUACGGGCAUCAUCUCAGCAGAGCUCGAUUUCAACGAAAUAUGGACCGAUUCCGUAGCUCUUACAUUCAAUGGGGAUUGGAGUGAUAACGGAAUAGAGGUAGACGCGAUCCAGGUGUAUGGAACACGAUCAACACCCUCCAACGUGCGCAUCGUAGAGGGCGACUCACUGACCCUGGGGCGAAUAGAGGUCUUCGACCCUUCCAGAACCCUAUGGGGCACCGUCUGCAGAGGCGGUGAUCUGGACACCAGGACAGGCGAGGUACUUGCGGAACAACUCGGCCAGGAUGGCUUUGAUCGGUUCGGAAGCGACGGGGAAUUCCCACCCAGCUUGUAUGUGGCCACAGUGAAGAAUCCUCAGUGCGGUUUAACGGAUGGCAAUAUCCUCAACUGCCAUCAGAACCCGGGAAGUUGUGACAUAACACACGUUGGCAUCAAAUUCACAGAGAAUACAUUGCCUAUUUGCGGAGGGACGGGUUUAGAAGACAGCGAAGUCGAAUGUUCUUGUCACAAAACUAUAUCCAACGCCUACGGUAGCAGUUGCAUGGGCUACGGAAAGAAGUGCUCGCCAAUUUUUAUCUCACGCACCGGGGAUAUUGAUGUGCACCUGUACGUAGCUCCUACCGAUGCCACCUUGCAGGCCAAUGCAGAAACAACAAAAGUAAAUAUUACAUCUCCCGUGACUCCUACAACUCAAGGAGAAACAACAGCCGAAGAAACAACGUUUGCGGAAAGCACCGUCAAAGAAACAACAACGUGGAAUGUAACGUCUGAAACAGCAACAUUUCCUGGAACAACGGUUGGAAACACAACGUUGAUACCUCAGACCACGCAUGAAGAAACAACGUUGCCUGAAAGCAGCGUUGAAGAAACGGCGCUGGGUGAUCUUACUGCUGAAGAGACAACUCCAGUUGGAGUUACAACUUCAGAAACAACUUCAGGACAGAUUACGGCAGUCGAGGCAACUUUACCUGAAGUUACUGCUGCAGAAACAACAUUGGGAGAAUUUACUGCUGCUGAGACAACUUUAGUUGAAGUCACCGCUGCAGAAACGACGCUGGGUGGAAUGACCUUGAUUGAAGUUACUGAAGCCGAAACCACUUUAGGAGAAGUCACAACUGCAGAGCUGACGUCAGUCAAUAGUUUCACGGUAUGGAACACAGAAACAGUGUCUUCUGUUGAUGGAACGGUCGUAUCAGAAGCGUUUGUAACUGAGCUAGCUAGAGAAACGCUGGAACCUGAAGGUUCUGGAGAUUAUUAUAACAGCACAUUGAUGUUGCCAAUGGACUCUCACGACGGGUUGGAAGGACAUCCGGCCUCGGCCACAACAAGGCACUGCGCUAGCUUGGAUUGUCCAAAGAACUCAAGGUACAAUGAUACUGAACUCGUAGACUUGAGGGGCGCGUCCGUGUCGGCAUCCACCUCGAAGGUGAAUCACGACCCUGAGAAGGCCUUCCUACAACAGAUCAUCAUGGAUCCUCUGGACCUCGACUACCUGCACGACAACCACUUCCUCCCCGACUACGCGGAUUUCAAUGGAUGGCGCGCGAAAGACGAUGACAUCCAACAGCCCUUCAUCCAGGUGGAAUUCGACCGGGUCGUUACCAUCCAGGGUAUGGUCAUCUUAGGUGGACAGGGAUCAUCCGCUCGCGUGGAAACACUGAAGGUCGCGUACUCUGACACGAGGAAGUUCGCUUUGAAAUACAUCUACGAGGACAGGUCCACCAACCCUUUGGUUUUUCAUCUGGAUUACGCACCCGGAUAUGCUGAGCUGAUGCUAAACCCGUGGCGAGAAGCAACAGGACUUAUAUUAUUUCCACAAACAUGGAAGGAUGCAAUAUGGAUGCGAAUAUUUUUCGUGGGAGCAACCUACGAUGGUAGUCCAAUACCAUUUGGCAUGGAAAGCGGAACGAUCGGAAACGCCCUGAUUACGGCAAGCUCUUACCUCGACGAGGAUCACGCCCCCCGGGAAGGGGCGUCUCAACGGGCCCUCUGCUUGGUGUGCCGCCCCCGGUGACAGCAACCCCUGGAUAAA
Molecule: messenger RNA, 3644 nt
Organism: Lytechinus variegatus (green sea urchin)
Lineage: Eukaryota; Metazoa; Echinodermata; Echinoidea; Temnopleuroida; Toxopneustidae
Exons: 10
Coding region: 15-3626 (1203 amino acids)
Biological process (GO): mitotic spindle organization; regulation of mitotic cell cycle
Cellular component (GO): membrane; mitotic spindle
Source: RefSeq, a predicted model, not a curated record